Molecule: messenger RNA, 4098 nt
Organism: Mycena indigotica
Lineage: Eukaryota; Fungi; Basidiomycota; Agaricomycetes; Agaricales; Mycenaceae
Product: C3H1-type domain-containing protein
Exons: 15
Coding region: 1-4098 (1365 amino acids)
Biological process (GO): cellular response to heat
Cellular component (GO): cytoplasm
Molecular function (GO): ATP binding; protein binding; ATP hydrolysis activity
Source: RefSeq, a predicted model, not a curated record
AUGACCACGAUAGACGCUCCCUGGCGUAUCAAAACACGCCCAUGCCCUUUUUACCAGCAAGGCCGUUGUGUCUUCGACCAAUCCUGCAACUUUAUUCAUGACCCCUCCGUGCAGCCUUCCAACAACCUGCCAGAGCUGCUCGAUGUUCUCCGCGAUGUAUUGGAGCCUCAGGAAGACACUAUAUCCAUGGCGCAAGAACAUGGAGUAUCGCCACACAUUUCAGGCGAAGGUUGGACCCUUGUCAACGACGAUGCCAAGGACACCAAUCCAGGCCUUCUUUCGCCAGUCUCACUUGACCUCAACCUCGCACGUAUCUCGACCAUAAAGAAUCCCACCAACCACGACUCCUUUGACUCUGGAUAUGGUUCCGACCUUUCCUUCGUUUCCCCCCAACCACUCCCAUCGACAUUGAACCUCAUAUCAUCGCCGUUUGGCUCACCAACCUCGAGGAUGAGCGCCAGUGUAUCUGGUAUUGGGCUGGGGGCUAGCCGCCUCUUUUCCCAUUCGCCGUUUAGUCCUGGACUUGCUUCACCAUAUAGCGGUGUCUCGAGAAAUGACACUCCAGAUCUUGAUUCUCCUUCCACAGUUCGGCGGUCUGCAUCAACCAUAACGCCUGACGACGAGGUUGAAGAAGACGAGGAUUCCGAUGGACAGUAUGCAACUGCUCAAUGGGACAUAUCCAAUAGCUUCUCUUCAAACGAGCCUCCCAGUCGCUUCUCGUCAUCUACAAUUGAUGACACCCCUGACGAACUGCUCCAGCCUGGUAGUCGGUUCUCUUCAACCACAUUGGCUUGUUCCGAGGAUGGAUCUGAUUCAGACUCCGAUGACCCUCCAGAAGACGCAACUGCCCAGCUUGCCUACCUCGUUCCGGGGGAGAACGAUACCAUAAACACACUUUAUGAUGUCUAUAUGUCGCCCCGAGAAACCCUCAUGGCUCUAUCGGACUCAGAGCAACAGGACGAAGAACGUGGCCGCACUCUUCGAGCCCGUGUCUUUACUCCUCCACCACGUGAGCCUAGGCCUAAAUCAUUCAAUCCGCAGCAUGAAGCGUCUUCAUCGACGCCUUCAGACCGCUCGCAGUCUCGUCGGGGCCAUAGUCGGACUAGGAGCGGGUUUCCCACAACAGGCCCUCGAUCAGUAUUUUCUGUUUCGCCAGACACGCCUCCACGGCCGCUCUCGUCGAUGUCUAUCCGAAACAAAAUUCCGUUCAGUUUCAGGUCUGCGCCACCGCCCGAGAUGGAAAUGACAACUGCCUCACCCGAGUCCAUCGGUUCAUCACAACCAUUACCAUUGGCGCAGGGAAAAGUGCCUUUCGGGUUCCGGAGUCAAAGUCGGAAUUCGUAUCGGGACUCGACUUUUCAACCUGUUCCCGCCUCGGCUUCGGCAACCCGAACCACCUUUGCAAACGAAUCCCCCAAGCCCUAUGUUCGCAAGCGGAGAAUAUCCAGGAGUGUUGCUCCGCCUGCAUCAGCGCCAAUGCGCGAUUCCUCUGCAUCUUCGUUCUUCGGGGAAGAACCUCAGACUGUUAUGGUUAAAGGACUCAAGUCCCUUCGUUUACUUUUAUUAGUCGACGGUGUUGACCGCCCCGCCAUCUUCAUUCUCAUUUCCAGAUUCCCCUCAAAGGAAAGCAACUCACUCUGCAUCUCAGUCUAUUUCUAUGCAAUCAUCUCGCUCUGCACCCGUAAGGGCUCACACAACAUCUUCAUCUAUUUCUGCACGAUCUGCAUCUUCUGUGAGCCACAGAAUACCCCUCAUGCUUUCGUUGCUACUGUCGAUACUUUCCCCUCUAACGACCACCAUAAAACGACCCUUCCACGACCGCAAUCACGAAUAAUAGAGCCUCCUCUGCGAUCCGCGCCACUCCAAUGGCAGCAUACUGCAGACCAGGAAGAAGAGGAUGAUACAGCGGACAAUACGAUUCGACGAAGAGUCGCCCCCAUCCAGAUCCCGCAAACGCGUCCAACUUCACCGUCGCGGGCAGCCUCGGCAUUAGGGUUUACCCAUCCGACAACAAGUACACCUCUGCCGACUCGGUUGUUGUUUGCAAUUGCAUCAGAUGACCCAGAGGCGGUCAGGCAUGUUCUGGAGUCGGGAGAGGUUGGCGCGGAAGAGAUGGAGGCUGUUGGGCCUGAGGGAAAGAGCGCUGUCAAGUUUGCGUUGGAGAACACGCAGCUGGGCAGGCGAAUGGAAAUUGCCAAGGUCUUGGCGUCCUUUGGAGCCAAAGUGGACGAGGAAGAGCUUGAGAUAGCUGGUCCCGCAAUCAGGUACUUCAUCAAACGGGCUGGCGAGGAACACGCCAAACGGUCAUCAGCACUGAUCCAUCGCUCAUUUUUCCGGCCAUUAGCGCGGGUUCGCUACGAGCUCGUCGGGCAGGAUCGGGCACUGGAGCAACUCUUCAGAGUGCUUAGUAUGCAUUCCCAGAAACUCGCUGUUUCACCCGUUGUCGUCCUGCUUUGUGGACCUAGUGGUCAUGGAAAGAGUCUCCUUGCUCGGCGAUUUGGCGCACUGUUGGAUGUUCCAACUCACACGGUGAACAUGACGACGCUCCGGAACGCACAUGAUCUGUGGACGGCAUUAUCGAUGGGUCCUGACGAGGAACCCAGCUCGUGUACAUUAGCGGAAUUCCUCAUCAACAACGAGGGAAAGCGAUGUGUGGUCAUUCUCGACGAAAUCGAAAAGGUGGAGGAGAAGACGCUGUGGUCAUUGUUAAUGCCAUGGGAGUCAGGCCGCUGCUCGUUUGAGGCUAACAGUCGGCAUGUUGACACACGGAAUGUGCUGUGGCUAGGCACUUCAAACGUGGGUCAAGCUGUGAUUGCGGAGCACCAUGCCAAACGCGCAAGACCUGAUGAGCUCAUGUCGCGAGAAGAGUAUGUCCAACUUAUGAAGCUUGUUCGGGAACCAGUGUCGCGACAUAUGGGGACGUCUAUUCUAUCCCGAGUAACAACCGUCCUCCCAUUCGUCCCAUUCACCAUUGCGGAACAAUCGGCGAUCUGUGCGGAAGCUUUCUAUUCAUUGGGUGGGGAGAUGGUGUCACAGAUGCCUGCUGCCGAGUUGGAUGGUCUUAUUCGUGGUGCAUUGGGAGGAGCAAUGGCCAUCCACAAUCACGCUCGUAUGAUGCGCGUUCGCCGCGCUACCGCCUCUACUACGAGCUCUGGCACUGCUGUCGUGGAUUCUGCCGCGCCCGCCUCAACUAUGUCGGUCGUCAACUUCCAAACUCCUGCGGUCACCAAGACUUUGGAAGUUGUCGUUGCUAUCCUUGCCGCUGUAAUCCUUCUCGGCGUUGGGUUCUGCUUUUUCCGGCACUGGAAACGGCGACACUCGAAGAAAGAAAGUGCUCUUCCCCAAGUCAUCGACUUCACGUCUGAAAAGGCGCGGCCGUAUGAUGUGGAGCAGAAGCUCGACUUGCAUGCCUCUGCCUAUAUUCUGGAGAAGCCCAGCUCGGUUUACAUGCCUGGCGCCUCGGCAGCCGACAUGAAUCCGAACUGGGUUCCGCAAAUACCUCAGAACAACGGCAAGCUUGCACCAGCGAGCUCCAAGAAGUCCAAAGGGUCGAAGAAAUCGCUGCGGUCAUCUCGUGGGUGGGAUAAGACCUUCUCCAAAUUUGCACCCAGCGAAAGAUCCCCUCCCCCGUCAUAUAUGUCUGACAACAAGGCUGCCAUGUUGGCGUCGCAAGUCCCAUUGCCGCCCUCACCGCCCCACCAAUCUCACAUCCCACCCACACCCCCAACACCCCCUGCGAAGAAGACCAAACUCAGCCCAAUUUCUCCAACCGCUAUGCUUGAGCCUGCGCUCCCACCGCUUCCUGUCGUCAGCCCCACCCGCUCUGAAUCAUUUGCGGCACACCAGUCCAUGGCCUUUGCCCAGAUGGCCGUUUCUGACGCUGACACCUCCAAGCUGAUGAACGUUGUCAAUCCGUUUACCCCCACAAUGGACGACGAGCUCCCCAUCCAGGUUGGCGAAACUGUCCGAGUGUUGGAGGAAUUCCAGGAUGGCUGGGCCCUUGUUCAGCGACUAGGACGAAUGGAUGCGCCAAAGGGCGUUGUUCCGGUUACCUGCUUGCGUGAGCGCCCAGUCUUUUCGCCUAAUCGCAGGCUAUAA